Messenger RNA from Fomitopsis serialis, 1100 nucleotides. RefSeq lists its product as uncharacterized. The record is from RefSeq and is a predicted model, not a curated record. NCBI's taxonomy places the organism in Eukaryota, Fungi, Basidiomycota, Agaricomycetes, Polyporales, Fomitopsidaceae. The transcript has 7 exons. Bases 94 to 867 code for a protein of 257 amino acids.
UGUCUCCUAUCCUUCUCUGAAGUUCUCAUACUGCGUGUUGCAGAUAUCUAUAGGCACGCGAUACAGUCGCCGAGAGGCCCGUUGCAAGGAUGCAUGGCUAUGUUCGCUCAGUCUCCGACCAAUCUGCCAGCCGCCAGACGGUGGCAAUCACUUUGUAAGUCAACGUACUCACCCAGAGGCGAGUUUCUCAGUAGGCUGCGGCGUUGCUGCCUUCCUAUCGCAAGUUCGCAGAUGCCGUGGAGAUGCCCUACAGUGGUGCUACACCGGCCGCACUUCUCACGUUGUCGCCUUACUUCGCGGGAAUGCAUGUCGUUCGCCGUCCAGGCCUCGAAUUUGAAGAUCCUCUCCGCACAACGGGCGACGGUUACGUGGACUGGCGCGUGUCGUAAGCUCCGCCAUUCUAUAGAGGUUGCAAGAUCCUCGUACUCAUCGGGCACAUCGAUUAAGCUCAGGGCAGGACCUUCUCAUCCAACGGACCAGGCACAGAGGACCGAAAAGGCCAAGGUAAUCAACGGGGUACAUCGCGCCAGCCUGUUCAUGUCCAGGGUUUCCGCGAAUGAAUGUACUUAUGUUAUGCAGCACGCAAGUAUCAUUGCAGGCACGUACUCCAUCUGUAGGCUGAUGAUACUGGAUGUAUUGUCAAUGGGUGUUUUAUUUAGUGAGCGCGGUCGCCGAGUGUCACCGUCAAGACACCGAUCGGCGCGCACUCCUCCAUACAUCGUAGACCCGUCGUCAAAAGCAUACAGUAGUGCCUUUGGAGUACAGCAUGAUGGACAAGAUUGCGUCUACCGUCAAAGGUGCUUAUUUGACACAUACGUUGCGCUCACUAGUAUACGUAUAUCGUACUCACCAUACAGCGUGAGAUGAACGCAAGUCCUACCAUGGUUGACUUUGGUCCUCGGAUCGGUCCACAAUAGAAUUGAAGAACAUCCCUACAUCCGAGAAGUAUCUGUUGUGCGCGGCUACGUCCCGCGUUGGAAGCACAAAGUUUGACAUAACAAAUGGGACUGGUGGACUUUCUGGGUAUCAACCCAGGAACCGGAUGUGGUGCUGGCACUGUCAUGGCGCGAUGAACACACGGUUAAAUUUUAAGAGAGUUU